UACGUCAGUCGUUCAAUGACAGCGAUAACGUAUCAAUAAUUAUCACACGAAGUAGUAAUUUACGAUAUUUUAACGAAUGUAAUGUGAAGAAGUAACGAAGAAAAAGUGUAAAAUAGUCGCUUUGGAACAAAUUUGGGCCUUGGAAAACCCGUGGAGAUUUUGGUUGUCUCGAACGGCAUCCCUUUUAAAAAAUCUUUAUGAGUUUCCAGAUGGAUUUUGAAACUGGUGAAGAUAUAAGUUGCGACGAGGGUUCCCCUGAUCAAGAAACUGGAGAAACACCAGCAUCACCACAAAAAAAUGGAGAAACUGGCGAAUAUGAAUAUUUCUAUAGAACGUAUAACGUAAUACAAAAAGUGAAAGGUUUUAAGAUCCCGUCUCAUUUGAUUAAACGGGACCUGAAGAAAGAAGUUAACAAUACGAAUCAUGAAGAGGUGGAGGCUAGAUUGGUGUUUACAGGCGUGAAGCCACACAGCAAAAUCUUCCUCUUUAUUAUGCCGACGUUAACAUUAAUCAUUCCAGGAUUUAUUGUUGUACUGUUGGUUUUGGAGAUGAUUUUACAUAAAUGGGCUCAUAAGAGAAACGAGGAUUUGCUGAAGGAUAAUAUUAAUAAUAUUUACUAUCAGAGUCCCUAUCACGUUGUAGCCCGCGAAUUUUGUCCGAGGUGUCGUACUGAAUCGCUUACUGAUAAAAUUGCAAAAUUACAAGAUCAACGUACAAGAAGGUUGUUUAUUAAUUACGGGUGGGAUUAUGUUAAGCAAGUUGUUUAGAUUAUUUUUAUUUUUUUAAUUGGAAAUAAUUUUUGUUCUUGGGAUAGUUAAUUGGUUUUUUUUUAUUAGAAGAUAAGAAAAUCAUUAUUUCUUACUGAAGUUAUUACACACUUUUAAUAUUCCGUUGUUUUAAUGUUUUUUUUACAAGCAGAUUUUCAAUAUAGUCUGAUAAAGUUAGCCAUCACACAAAUAUUUUUUUAAAAAAUGUUACUUUCAUAAAGAUUUUUGCGCACGCAAAAUGUUUUUCAGUGUAAGAUAGUCAUGAGUUACCUAUCUACAAUAUAGAGAAUCAUUUUAAUUUUUCAAAUUCACCUUUAAGAAUAUAAAUUACUAAAUAAUAUUGUAAAUCCAUUUUUUCAAAUGACAUUACAAUCCCUUUAAUGGCGAGAAAUUAACCUCAUAAUAUACCUAAUAAGUUAUAUAAUCAUAGUUUAUUAGUUAUUUCAUUAUUGGCCAAUGUGUAAUUCCCAAGAAAUUUGGUAGUAUAAAACGUAACUGUAAGUGUAAAAUACACUUUAUGCGAGAAGUAACUUAGACUAUUUUACUACUUUCUCUUGCCAAAUCAUUUGGAGUUUUUUUUUAAUUAAAAUGAGAGAAAUAAUUUCCAUUGGAAAAGUAAGAACGUUUUUUAAUUAAUUUCAACGUGAUUUUUAGGUCAAUAGCUUUAAUUGCAAACCCCGAGUUAUUAAUUUUGAAUAGCUAUACUAUUGUGAUACGUAACGAUGUACUGAAUAUUUUGUGUAGUAUAUUAAUAUUUAAGGUUACUAUGUAUGCUAAGGAUCAGUCUUUUAAAGAUGCAAUACAUUCUCUCUUCUGUACAGAAGUUGAAUCUUAGGGAGUUUUAAAGACUGGGCCUGAAGUGUAUUAUUUUUUGUUAUGAGAAUAAAUAAUAAUUAAAUAAAA
This is a messenger RNA of Onthophagus taurus, 1670 nucleotides long. RefSeq lists its product as uncharacterized. Lineage: Eukaryota; Metazoa; Arthropoda; Insecta; Coleoptera; Scarabaeidae. The record is from RefSeq and is a predicted model, not a curated record.